UGGAGACCAGGAGUCAGCGGAGGCUCGGGCGAUACCGAGACUGUAAAAGCAGCUCUUCAUUUUGAAGCGGUUUUGCACCUAGGUUUGCCUAAGUCUUUGGUGCAUCUAUAAUCACCGACGGGCGGGAGGAGAAGUGGUGGCGGCGGUGGCGGCGGGGACGGCGCUGGUGCUGUCAGUUAGGCCGUCGGAGCAAUGGGAGACCCGGGGCCGGAGAUAAUAGAAUCUGUCCCUCCAGCUGGGCCUGAGGCAUCUGAAUCAACAACGGAUGAAAACGAAGAUGACAUUCAGUUUGUUAGUGAACGACCAUCGAGACCUGUUCUUGAAUACAUCGAUCUGGUUUGUGGUGAUGAUGAAGAAUCUAGCCCCUAUCAUAGUGAUAUUCUGUUCCCUAACAUGUCAAAGGGACAGAGUGAGUUUUUGCAUUUUUUAAAUGUGAAGAAGGUGAAAACAGAAACAGGAAGUAAUAAUAGGAACAAAAAUCAUUGUGGAUUGUCUAAAUGAAAGAAAUCAAAUUUUGAAUAUGUUGAAGAAUCAAUCAUUGAAGAAAAAUCAUCAUGUUCAAUAAAGGAAGAAAUAGAUAAUCUUGUGCUUCCAGAUUGUUGGAAUGAAAAACAAGCAUUUAUGUUUACAAAACAGUACAAAUGGCUUGAAAUAAAAGAAGGUAAAUUAGGAUGUAAGGAUUGUUCAACAGUUCGACAUUUGGGAUCAAAAGCAGAAAAGCAUGUCCAUGUGUCUAAGGAAUGGAUUGCAUAUUUAGACCCCAAUGGUAGUAAUAAAACAACAAGGCAAGCUUCUCUGCAGAAAAAAAUUAGGGAACAUGUUUCUAAAGCCCCUGGUAAAAUUCAAGAUUUGUUAAAGGAAUCCAUUAAUGAUUCAAUUUCUAAUUUAGUACAUAUAGAAAAUAAUAAAAAUAUUUAUACAACCAUAAAAGUUUUUAAUACUGUUUACAGUUUAGUAAAACAUAAUAGACCUUUAUCUGAUAUUGAGGGGGCAAUAGAAUUACAGGAAAAAAGCAGAGAAGUCAAUUAUUUAAAUACACGCUAUAGUGCAACAAGAAUAGCAGAACAUAUUGCAAAAGAAAUGAAGAUGAAGAUAUUUAAGAAUAUUAUAGAAGGGAAUCUGAAAAUCUGUAUCAUAAUUGACGAGGCAUCUACAAUUUCAAAGAAAAGCACCCAAGUGAUUUAUCUGCAGUGUACAGUUCAGUCAGCACCUGCACCUGUUAUGUUAUUUGUUGCUUUAAAAGAAUUAGUGUCAACCACAGCAGAGUGUAUUGCCAAUACAUUGUUAACUGCUUUAAAUGAUUGUGGCUUUACAAAUGAAUAUUUGAAAGCUCAUUUAAUUGCAUUUUGUUCUGAUGGUGCUAAUCCAGUGCUGGGAAGAAAGUCUGGAGUAGCCACAAAGUUAGAAUAUUUUCCUGAAAUCAUCAUUUGGAAUUGUUUAAACCAUCGAUUGCAAUUGUCACUUGAUGAUUCAAUAUGUGAAAUAAAACAGAUAAAUCAUUUAAAAAUAUUUCUUGAUAAAAUGUAUUCUAUUUGUCAUCAACCUAAUAAAAAUCAAAGAUUUUAGGAACUGGGCGGCCGAAUUUUAGGAACUGUAGCUAAAGAACUUGAACUUGAAAUUAUAAAACUCGGUCGGGUAAUGGGACCAAGAUGGGCAGCAUGUAGUUUGCAAGCUGCUGUUGCUGUUUGGCAUGCAUAUCCUGAAUUAUAUAUACACUUUUCUCAUUCUUAUUCUGGUUUGGCAAAGAGAUUAGCUAACAUUAAUUUCUUACAAGACCUUGUUUUAAUGAUUGACGUUCUUGAAGAAUUUUCACUACUUUCAACUGCAUUACAGUCAGUAUCAACUAACAUUCAGAAAGCACAAAAAUUGAUCAAACGUACUGUAAGAGCUCUGGAAAAUUUAAAAAUUGGUACUGGAAAGUAUGAAUCUCAAAUUGAAGAUUUGAUUAAGUCAAAAGGGGUUAAAGAUAUCCCAUUUAAUAAAAAUAAAUUUAAUGCUCUUCAUAGGAAUCUGUUAUUAGACAAUAUAAUUCAGCUUAUGAACUUAUGCCUUUUAUCUGACAGAAACCAUGAUGAAAGCAUUUUUAAUUACUUUGAUUUGCUAGAACCUUCUACAUGGCCUUAUGAAGAAAUAACUUCACCAUGGACAGCUGGUGAAGAAAAAUUAUUUCACUUACGUGAACUUUUAAAACAUGAAAUUGAUUUGAAUGAUUUUUGGGACUUUGUAAAUAAUAAUAUUAAAUCAAACAAUGUUUCAAUUCCUAUAAGUAUCCAAAAAGCUAAAAAUAGCACUAUUGUAAUCGAUAAUGCUAAAGCUGAAAGAGGUUUCAGUUUAAUGAACAUAAUUUGUACAGGGGUAAGAAACAGUUAUAAUCACGUAUCAGAUUUAAUGACAAUAAAUUUAUUGGGGAAAGCAGAUUGGGAUGCAACUCCAUUUGUAAAAUCUUGGUCAAAUUGCAACCAUAGGUUGGCUACAGACACAAGAGUUGGGCAAAAAUCAACAAAAGCCUACUGUGAGAAUCAGUUGGCUAUCUGGAACUUACAAUAA
Nycticebus coucang (slow loris) is the source of this 2547-nucleotide messenger RNA. Its product is annotated as KIAA1586 ortholog. Lineage: Eukaryota; Metazoa; Chordata; Mammalia; Primates; Lorisidae. Gene Ontology annotation, biological process: protein sumoylation. The record is from RefSeq and is a predicted model, not a curated record. Gene Ontology annotation, molecular function: SUMO ligase activity.